UCCUAUAAAUAUUCCGUAAAUCCUUCAAAUGAGGCAUCUACAGCAUAUCGUCACCAAUUCCAAUCGCUUCUCACGCUAAUCUACCUGCAGUUCUAUCAUCCAGAUUGCAUUUCACCCCAGCAAUGAGAACCUCAUUUGCAACCGUAUGUUUCAUCGUCCUCGCAGUCGCCCUAGGUCUUCCUACCCCUAACGCCCUCACGCCUUUCACCCGCAGCAGCAUCUUCGACGCCCUGCUCGCCGCCGAAGAUCCCUUCCGCCUCCCCGAUCCGCCGCUCCUCGCCGUACCCAACUCCGCUUCGGACUCACUCCUCGCCCGAGCCGAUUGGAAAGAAACUCCCAAAGCCCAUAUCAUCUCCCUCGACAUCCCCGGCAUACGCCGCGAUGACGUCAAGAUCGAGGUGGAGGAAGGACGCGUGCUGCGUGUGAGCGGCGAACGGCGGUCGGAGGAGGAGGCCGAGGGCGAGAAGUGGCAUCGAGCCGAGCGACCCACUGGCAAGUUCUGGCGGCGGUUCCGUCUGCCGUGGAACGCCGAUAUUGAGCGGAUCGGGGCGCAGAUGGAGAGCGGAGUGUUGAGGAUCACCGUGCCGAAGCUCGCCGAGCAUCUGCAGAAGCGGGAGGCUAGGGUUGUGGAGAUUGUAGAGGCGGGUGAUAAGGGCGGUGUGGAUGUCAAGGCUUCUAAGGCUGAGAUUUGAGGGCUUAUUUUUCGAUCCGUAGAUGGUUGGAUCUGUUCCUGGUUUGUGAAGCGCUGUUGAAGUGGCGUUAUUGCUGUAAGUGUAGAAGCUGUUGCCUGUAAUCGAUGAGUCUUACUACGAUCAAAGUAAA
This is a messenger RNA of Dendrobium catenatum, 822 nucleotides long. Its product is annotated as 17.3 kDa class I heat shock protein-like. Gene Ontology annotation, biological process: protein folding; response to salt stress; response to hydrogen peroxide. The coding region runs from base 123 to 692 and encodes 189 amino acids. NCBI's taxonomy places the organism in Eukaryota, Viridiplantae, Streptophyta, Magnoliopsida, Asparagales, Orchidaceae. The record is from RefSeq and is a predicted model, not a curated record. The transcript has a single exon.